Molecule: messenger RNA, 5383 nt
Organism: Lates calcarifer (barramundi perch)
Lineage: Eukaryota; Metazoa; Chordata; Actinopteri; Centropomidae
Product: glutamate-rich protein 6
Exons: 14
Coding region: 830-2581 (583 amino acids)
Source: RefSeq, a predicted model, not a curated record
GAUGAUUUCCUCAAAAGGCCUUGAAAUGUAAUUGCCAGCACUGGAUUGAAAAUGAGAGUGAAAAUAAUUAGUGCAGCACCUUACCUUUGAGAUUUGUAGCAAAGCAUUUAGGUGAUGUAAAGGAUUCAUUUAAUUUACUGGUUAAAAGGCAACAUGAAAUACAUUAACAGCACUGAUACAGUGUAGUGAAUUUUGCCAACUUACCUUAAGAUGUGCACACACAAACUCUGCACAAAAUCUUUACAAUACCUACAAAAUAGGCUGUAUGUUUAACACAAAUGACUCCUCUUUGUUGCUGUGCCUGCUAUAUACACAGCAGAGGGAAAUCAGGGUUUUAUAGACUAAGGUACUGCUGUCAGCAUUAGUCAUCGAUCUGUCAGUAGCGACUAUAAUUACUUCCCUUGAUGCAUCACCCUGAAUGAAAGGAUGGUGUUGAAGGGUAUUGUCUGUUAUCAGAGAAUGAGAUCAUUUUAUAGGCUUCAGUAGGGAUAUUAUAUUACAGUUGUUUUCCCCCUCCUUCACUGAAAAGUUGACCGUUUUCUUGUUUGACAUAAAGGUUCCAGAGAAAAUCUAAAUCUACCAAAAUAUCUUUUUUAGUGAAGCACUUACAGCCACACAAUGUCUAUCACUAAGUCAUCAUUAGGUGAAUGUAAGGGGAGCUGGAGAACUGUCUUAUGUAACUAUAUGACAUUUCAGAUGUACACGGGCCUGAUGCACAAAUACUGCCGGGCAACUGCACUCGAACAAUAACAAAAAUGAUACAAAUGGAACCCUGCAUUGAGCGUCCUCUCGAGAUUUUGCUUUAGUUGUCAUACCACGUUUUUAAAACAUGAGUCAGUCUCCAUCCUACCAGACAGAUACUGCUUCUGCAUCUCUUGAGAGUCCUAAAGAAGGUGACUUCUCCCUGCGACAGCUUUAUGACAACCUGAAGAGCCUGGAGAAGCACGAGACAUGUGACGACCAGAAAGAUCCCAUUGUUAAUAUCAUACCUGACAACUACUGCAGUUCUCUUUUGAAUGCUCAAAUCUGUGUUCCGCAAGCGACAGAUGACCUUGGGAAACUAUAUGCUGGCAUGCUCCCACAAGAACAACUGAUUAAGAGCAGCCAUUGGGCAGAACCAAGAUGCUCAAGUACAUCAUCUAUAAAACAGAAACUUCCAGUCUCACCAGAGUUCAUGGAGGUACGUGCACUGGAUGGAAAAUUCAUUACUUUGGUGAGCUCUCAGACCCAGACAGAUUGGGAGUGGGUGGAGCACUGCCUCUUUUUCAGCUGUCAAGUUCAAAGGGAAAUUGAGGAUCCCCAGUUGUUGCAGGCAGAGAAGACAGAGGAUGAAAAGAUGCCAGAGAAGGAGCAUGAUAUACCUUGUGUGGGUCUGCCUCGUCUCAUAGCAUACAAGCCAGAGCCAAAACAAAUUCCUUGUGUUCAAAAGGUUCCAGAGGUUGCGUCUAAACAGGAUGUGCAUCUUGCUCAGUGUGACUAUUGCCAGCAGCCCUGUCAGCCCUUCAUAUGCUGUGAACAACCAGAGAAUACAACCAACCUUGAGAGGCUCUUUUGUUGUGAGCAAGCCAAACAAAUGAGAGACCUUAUCCUGGAAGAGAGAAAAAAACUGGUACAAAAGGAGACAGUGAGAAAAAUUGAUGUGAGCCCUCAUGCACCCAUCACAAGUGAGGAGGAAAGGGAGGCUGUUAAAGAGCAAGCAAGGAAGAGGUUGCAGCAUUUGCAACUCCAGAGAAAACCAAAAAAAGAGAACUUGACCAAAGACUUAAGCUGCAUUGAGAUCAAACAUAAAACUUCCUAUAGGCUGUCAAAAGAGAUUCCCUACACCAGUGAUGAGCCUCAUAUCCCUCAGACAGAAGAGGAGACAGCUGGCGGGACAAAGCUGAAAGAAGUCAUUAAGAAGUUCUACAAAAGUGGGAAAUGUUUUCUCAUCUUGUGUCCAGAUGGAACGGGUAAUGUUUUUUAUCCUUCUGGGAAAGCAGCCAUUAUAAUAUCCUCUGCAGAAGCUGCUGACUUCACUUACAUCAUCUUGGAGGACAAGGAGGUAGCACCCAGCAUCAAAGCCAUUUUUACAAAUAGAGGCCACUCCACAUGCUACCAUCCCAAUGGAAUGAUAUGGUUGAAUCUAACCCCUGUUGGAGGUCUCUGCUUCAAUGAGACAGGAGAUUUAAAGAGACGCUGGAAAUGGUUCUAUUUUGACCCACAUGUUCGUAACCUUCCCCUCAAGCCUCUCACCUUUGCCCUUGGCCCACACAUCAGUGUGCGCAUACAUACAAAGGAACGCAUGUAUGUCACAUUUACACAUCAGGAAAACAGUGUGCGCUUCAAUGUGGGGUCAAAGCUUGAGCUCCUUUGUCCAGAGAGCCAUGACAAGCCAGGGCAAGACAUUCUGGAGAGAUAUAUUAACACAAAGAGCUCAGAGAUUUACUCUUUGCUUGGCCAGAUGCAGACCUGCAUGUCGCACCACUCUGCAAAUCUGCACAACAUUAAGCCACGUUACCAUUUCAUUGCCCGGACGCAGCAGCUUAGCAAGCAAAUGAAAAAGGAGAAAUCACCCGAAAAGAUAAAGGCCCAUGGAAAUUAAGAAAGAAAUACAGAAUUGGCAAGUGCUGAUAUCAUUUAUGGCUGUGUUACAGUUUAUAGCCUUAUAUUAUUUUAAAUCUCUUAAGUAUCUGGUGCUUAUAGUCAUUCACAGUUACAUUCACACUGUAAAGGGUUUGAGUUUUAUGGAAAAAGAUGGAUGAUUGAGUCUCUUGGUGUGCCAAUGGAGACAUUUCAGUCAACAUUAAAAUCAGUUCAUCAUUAAAUUCUCCUGCCAAAAUCAAAUCUGGAGAGAAAUCCAGCAGGAGACAAAAAAGCAAGAAAAACCAGCUUGUCUGGAUUGUUUUUAUGAAACAAAAGCAGUACACCAUAGAACUGAAUGAUGACUAAAAUGCAAUUAAUACUUUUCUGCUCAGCAAGACCAAGACCUUUAACAUUUAAACUGAACAAUGUUUCCAACCCCUGAUUUUGCUGCUAGUUGUUGUCCUUGGUUUUCCAAAAAGCAAAGCACACUUACACAGAAGGUCGACAGCAACAGUUAACAGAUGCUAAACCACAAAUACACAGAUUUUGACAUAUGUAACCCCCAUUCCUCUCUCCAUCAUCCCUCAUAUCUGCCUCUUAUCUCCCAAAAACAUCACAUGCCUAUCUGUGUUUUCCCAGUUGAAACACAAGUUUUACCAUCCUACCCAACAAGGGAUUACUUGGCAUUUAUAUGAAAUCCAGUAACUGAUAAACACCAAACAGUAGUAGUAAUAACUGGUUGUCUGCCAUCAAAUCCUUUCACUUCACUUGCUAUUGGCAAAAAGCGAGGCUUUAUUUGGGUGCCUUGAGAAAAAUGGCAUGAGACCCAGUUAGUUUUUUUUCACUUGGAUGGAUUAGAUCCUGUACAUAAUUUCUAAUUUAUGUAAGAAGUAAAAAAGAGCAAACUGGACUUGCAAAGGCUAAAUUGCAUGCACUAGAGACAAUCCUUUGUUGGUUACAAAGCUUACCAACAAGCAGAUAUAGAUACAGUCUGAAGCACAUUUUAAUGGGUGCUAUUCCUGUCCUAGUCAUUCAUGUUGUCAACAAUUUGCAUGCUGAAUUUUAAAUAAAAGUAAUUAUGUUUCAAUCAAUUUGAUACAUCUCAUGACCUUGUCUGUCAACCAAAUGUUUUUGGCUUUAAUGUUGUUAUUUAGUAGACAUUGUAGAGCAAGUAAAUGCUGUAAAAGACAGAACAGGAUGACAUACAGUAUGACAAAAGCUGCUAAGCUUAUACAAACAUCUUUGUGCCACACACCAUAUCAAAAUGAGUCAUCAGGAUUCCUGUGAUAAAUUAACCAUGUUAGCAGCGUUCCUUAUUAAUAUAAAACAGAUCCCAUAGGCUUUUCAAUCACCAUAUUCAUGUUGUGUCAAAACAUCCUUACAGCACAAACACACUGAAAAGAAACACAUCUAGGUUUAGAAAGAACAGCUGUGAUCUUCAUUCCAAUCCUUUUCCAAUUUACUUGUAGCUGAUGGCAACAUUCUUAUAAUGUCCUAUAACUAGUCUAGUCUUCUAGUCAAUUGUGGACUACUGUAAUAAUUUAUUUCCAUUAUCUAGUUACUAUAUAUGGCCCACUGGAAGACUAUUAAUUAGUAUUAUUCCCAGACCUCUAAAUUAUUGAGCUCAUACGACCACUGAAUGUGGGUAUAUGGCUGAUUUACACUAACACUUAAGAUUAGAGCAUUUUCUACAGGGAUAGGAACAGCCUCUCUCCCUCCGUUUCUCUUGCUUUCUCUCAGUCACAUUUCCUUUUUUUAGCAUUAUUAUAAUUACAGUAUUGCCCAAGAUGACUGAACAAGGUUUACAAUGUAAGUAUAAUAAUUAAAGAAAAAAACAAAAAAGACAACAAAUGGUAUGUGCAUCUCUGCCUAUUAUACAGGUAAUCAAGUAUAGCAUCAGGGAAGUGCCUGGCUGGUCCCAAAUUCAUUCUGCAGCAUGACAGCAGAGCCACAAAUAAAGAACCAUCCUCAGUAACGAGAAGAACAAGGAGUCUUUAAACAGAUGGUCUGGCCCCCACAGAGCCCUGAUCUCAACAUCAUGGAGUCAGUCUGAGAUUACAGUACAUGAAGAGACAGAAGACACUGAGAGAGACUUAAUCCACAGAAGAACUGUGACAAGUUCUCCAAGAUGCUUGGAAGAAUCUAUCUGUCAAAUACCUUGAGAAACUAUAAGCAAGUCUACCAUGGAUGAGUACUGGUUUAAAGGCAAAAGGUGGUCACACCAAAUAAAUCUAAAAUAUUAAAUAAUAAUAUAUAUACAUAAUAUUAAAUAUUAUACACACACACACACACACACAUUUAUACAUAGCAUAUUAUAUUAUAGGAUGACAUUUAGUAUUUUACUGCAAUGUAAUAACUUGAACUAGCAAAUGCAAUGGCAAUAGUUGAGAACUACAGAUGAAAAAGAAAUUAAAUAAAAGUGGGUUUUGAAGAACCUCAGUACAGUUUUCUCUCUCUUUCUCCCAUGUCUGUAAAUGUGUCUACCAUAGAAACGGUUGCUUAUUGUGCUAUGGUUGCUAUGAUACACUAGCAGAAAAACAUGUUGUUUUUCUUUUUUGGAUUUGCUUCAAAAUGUUUUAUUUAUUUGUGGUCUCUCUGCUCACCUCUGUUUGACAAUCAGUCAAGGAUAUCACAAAAAUGAGGAUGCAAACACUGGACUCACCAGGCAAAUCAACUGAGAUGGAUUCAACAGCAGAACCUGAGCCUGGAAACAGUAGAUAAUAGUCAUUGCAGAACGGUUGCAUAUUAUUGCACCCACCCCCUGUGUAUGUUUGGGCUUAUUAAGCUGAUAAUGAAGAACUGGUUCCAGUGUAAGCUCACG